This is a messenger RNA of Leptidea sinapis, 1546 nucleotides long. RefSeq lists its product as uncharacterized. Lineage: Eukaryota; Metazoa; Arthropoda; Insecta; Lepidoptera; Pieridae. The transcript is spliced from 8 exons. Bases 180 to 1106 code for a protein of 308 amino acids. The record is from RefSeq and is a predicted model, not a curated record.
UAAGUUUCGAAACACGUAACCCGAAACUACCAAAUAAGACGCAUCAAUUUGAUAUUAACUUUAUUUAUCUUAUUAAAUUUAUUUUUUAAGUUUUCUAAGUCAUUAAAAAUGUACAAUAUGUUAAAUAAUUUAAAUUAAAAUAAACUUUUUGACUUUAAGUGAACUUUAAAGAGUGCAUAAUGAAUAUUGAUACAGUGAAAGCUCUUAAUAAAAAAGGUGAUUUUGUGAAAAAGUUAACAGAUAUCGACCAUAGGAAAAGAAGAAGAGGGUUAAUAUUUUCAUCACGGCUACGGAAAGAUAGAGAAAAACGGCAGAUUGAUACGGAAGAAACUACAGAGUUCAUAACGCGUCGCCCUAUUCUUCCUUCAGGCAUAUCCGCUGAAUGGAGUGGUGCUACGGGAGGUCCGCCAGCAGAAGUAGUUCUCAGACUUCAUCCAACAGCGUCCUCCACAUAUCCCGCUCUAUCAGCCAGAGGAAAUUUCACCCUAAAUGAAUUGGAUGGGAGUGGUGUGGUGGUUCGAGCUGAAGAGGCUUUGAUCGUGGCCCUAGUAUUGCUGCUGUGGGUGGCAGCCAUCGCUCUGUUCUUCAACCGCUGGGGCAAGAUCAGGAUGUUAGAGCCAUAUCAACCAAAGUUUCAACAACAGCAUCGACAGAGCUGUGUUCUCGUAGAGAACAGUGUAUCUGUUCCUCCACAUCACCGCGCGUCACUGUCACGUGGAUGCGUGUCCUACGAUUGCGGGACAUUCUCUGCAUACCAGCCCUACGGAUACCUCUCACACCGUCCUCGACAGAAUUCAGUAUUCGUAGGCAGUAUGGGCGGCAUGGCCCUGAUACCUGAAAGUCCACCGCGACGCUCCCGCUCCGCAGCUGACCUCCAAGCCAUCACCACACCAUCAGAACAUGUACCAACUACAUCGAGAUCUUCGAGAGCUGCCAGUCUACACGCUGUUGAUCUUCGAGUCUGUGCUCCUUCGCCGAGAGCUUCACGAGCUGCCAGCCUCCACUCUGCUGUCGACGUCCCAACUGUCCAGAUACAUGUGAGGGGAUCUGUCACCAGUAUGAAUAGACCACGUAGUCCUAGAAGACUAACUAUUACAAAUGUUUAAAGAUAACACUUUUCUAUUGUACAAAUGAUGAAUGCUAUGAGUUCAUUGUCUUUGCUCCGUCCACUAUGACUCUAUGUUUUCAUUUUCAGACAAGGGUGUGGUCUGCAGACGCCGCUUAAUUAAAAUUGCUUUCCCCGGGGCAUUAAGGGAAUAGGAAUUUCCCAGGCCCAUUGGUAUUAUGGGUACCACAUGGCGCUUUUUGUGCCGUGAAGCAGUAAUGUAUUAGCAUUAUUGUGUUUCGGUCUGAAUGGCGCCGUAGCUAGUGAAAUUACUGAGCAAAUCAGACUCAACAACUUAUGUCUCAAGGAGCGCAACUGUAGUGCUGCUCAGAAUUUUCGGGUUUUUAAAUAGUAAUUGGCAGGGCGUAUGAUUUGCCAUCAGCUGAACGUCCUGCUGGUCACGUACCUUGUUGUCAUAAAAAAAGAUCCCGAAACUCCGUU